This is a messenger RNA of Drosophila eugracilis, 2365 nucleotides long. It is a transcript of the gene Gga, whose product is annotated as ADP-ribosylation factor-binding protein GGA2. Gene Ontology annotation, cellular component: trans-Golgi network. The coding region runs from base 120 to 2099 and encodes 659 amino acids. Gene Ontology annotation, biological process: vesicle-mediated transport; intracellular protein transport. Gene Ontology annotation, molecular function: phosphatidylinositol binding; ubiquitin binding; small GTPase binding. Lineage: Eukaryota; Metazoa; Arthropoda; Insecta; Diptera; Drosophilidae. The transcript is spliced from 5 exons. The record is from RefSeq and is a predicted model, not a curated record.
UAGUAUCGUGUAAACAUCGAAUUCAAUUCCAGCUCUAGCAGCAACAACAAUAUGUCAGAAAUCACCGCAAAUAUUGUUUAUCCCCCAGUUAAUAACGGAGCCCAACGAUCGGCCGCGUAAUGACAACCGACGAGAGCAUAAUGGAGGAGAUGCUGGAAAGAGCAACAAAUCCGGCAAAGAAAAUCGACGAACUGGGCGUGCAAAUGUUCUGCAUUGUGGUCAAAAGCAAUGCUCAGUUAGUCCACAAGGCGCAAGAAAUGAUUGUGGCCAAGGUGCGAUCUUCCAACGUUACGGAGGCAACGCGAGCGAUUUCGCUGCUCGAAGAGUGCAUGACGCAGUGUGGCGACGACUUCCAGGACGAAGCGUCUAAGUUUCGCUUCCUUAACGAACUGAUACGCUUGGUGUCCAAAAAGUACAAGGGCGCCGAAACGCCGCACGAGGUUAAACAACGGAUCAUGGAAUGCCUCCUCCUGUGGACCACGGAGUUUCCACAGCGCCAGAAGAUCCGCGAUGCCUACGAUAUGCUUCGGAAGGAGGGGGAUAUUGAACACGGCACAACGGAGGCGGCAGUUGCCAAAAGGGAGAGUGUUCUGGGCACCAUCGACGAGGCUAUGUUCGCCAAGCUCGUCAAAAGCAAUAAUCCGGAAAACUUCAAACGGGCCAAUCUCCUUCUGCAAUAUCGGAUGGCGCAGGAGGCGCGACGUAACGAUCUGCUGGCUCAGCACCGCCUUGUACUUAGCGAAGUGCAGGAGACAAUGCAAUUGCUUAAUCAGAUGCUAGACACCUACGACCCCUCCAACCAGGAUGUCAGCGAGACACUGCACGAGCUCUACAAGAGCUGCAAAAAGCACAAGCCAAUUUUUCAACAUUUGCCGCAGCUGCUCGACGACUCCGAUGCCCAGCUUGUAGCUGACACAUUGGAUGCUAAUUGCGCUCUACUGACAACCAUGCAACGCUACAAGCUAUUAGUGCCCUCGCCCACGAAAAGCACUGCUCCUACUCUGACGACGAGUUCUUUAACAUCGACAUCCACUGCAAAGUCCACAUUCAAUUCGACCACAGCUUCGAGCUCCAAUAAUGCACUGCUGCUAAAUGAACUCCUUGGGGAUUUGCUAAUCAGUGGGACCAACGUAAGUGCUGAGGCUACCACCAAUACACCAAAUACCGGCACCAGUAAUUCCAAUUCCACGGCAACCGGAGGGGAUCCGCUCGCCGAUUUAAGUGACAUAUUUAGCAGCGCACUAGCCGAAAGCGAAGCCAAAAAGAACCCAUCAUUCCAAAAUUCGACCACUUUGCUAGAACCGCAGGUGUUAAGCCAAGGCCCUGUAAGCGAGGGAUUUGCCAAUGGCAAUGGUGGAGACUCCAGCAAAAUACCGGGAACGGCCAGAAAGAUGCCGCAAAUCGAUAUGCUUAGCGAAGAGCUCUUCCAGCAGAUUCUGCCCUCUCAGGAUCGGAUGGCCAGCUUUAAGCGGGAUCCCGAAAAGCUCACGCUGAACGACUUGGCCCGGGAAAGGAUACAGGUUAAGACACCAGAGGAGCUCGCGGCAGCACCCGCUCCUACUCCUGCUCCAGCUGCUGCUUCUACUGAUCCCAUAGAUGAUGAACCUCUGCUCAGCGAAGAUGUAGAUAAAACCGACGAAGCCCUGGCAGGUUCAGUGGCUCCGGUUGUUCCUCCGGCUAAGCCGCUUAGCGAAAUUCACGUGGAACUGGACAAUAUUCAGGCCACCGGCGAGCAGCGUAUCGUCCUUGACGACGAUGACAUGCAGCUCAGUCUGAACUUCACCAGCGAUCGGCCCGGCCAUCGUGUAUCGGUCAUUGUGAUAUCGGCUCAGAACAAGAGUCGGCAACCAGUUCAUGACUUUCAGUUCGAGGCCAGUGUGAAGAAGCCAUGCAAAGUGCGAUUGCUGCCUCCGACUGACAGCCAUAUGCCGCCCCACAAACCCUUUCGCCCGGCUACGCCCAUCAACCAGGUUAUGCUUCUCCUAAAUCCCACUGGCAAAGCUGUGGACGUUACCUGCAUUGUGGGCUACAAACUGGGCGACGAUCCAGACCCCAUCAAAGAAUCGAUUGUGGCCCAGGGCAUCGACUACGUGGACUAGAACCACCAGACGCCAGCUUACUCCGCUCCCGUCCACUUAAAACCCAUCAAAAAAAGCAAACCCAAGCUAAAAAGUCAAUUUUCCACUUAUGUGUUGCUCCCAUCAUCUUACCUCUGUCUAAAAGAUAAAGUUGGUUUUUGAUUUAUGUAUUCUAUGUAUAUUUAUGCCAGUAAGAUUUUAUUCAAAUUGCAUUUUGCAUACACACGUUUAGUCGUAAUAUAAUGAUGUAUCAAAAGUUUAUAAAUUACGAAAAAGUCGCUACAAAA